UGUGUCCAUGGCUACUGUGUACAGCUGAACCACAAGAAUAAAGAAAUCACAAACAAGAGACUGUUUGCCAACACCCUGUGUGUCUCACAACAGCAUGCGGGAUCAUUCACAGGUAGCCUGAUAUUGUAAUUAAAGCUGCAGAUUACAUGCUGGCCAGGCACCCGUCAUAUCAGACUAAAGCUAGGAUCCUAUUGCCAUGUCCUCUUGUGUGGGGGCCCCUCAGGCCUAUUUUGUUGCUGCAGGAUAUAGACAUGGGAAACACUCUGCGCCAAAGUCCUCUGGGAGCAAAAACCGUCCAAGGAUUUCUCCGACUGUCUGCACAGCAUUCAGAGACCCAGGAAGAGAAAUCAUGUCUUUAAAAUCAUCGACUAACACCAGAAAGUGGACGUCUCCCAGACAGUCUGGUUGCAGAAUGAGGAGCAAGGAACCCGCUAAGAGUGAGAAGGAGUAUUUGGUCAUAUCAACUGGCUAUACAAUGAUGCGGUCUAAGAGUCACAUUGCUGUUAGGUUGGAGGAAGAGUUUUUUGGGGGUGCUGCCCAGGAAGUUGAAGAAAAACCCCAUUUCACACCUCCCAGAUCCAGAUUGUCAGAUCCUGAUGAAAUACCCAGUGUGAAACCAAGUCGCCUAGGAACAGCACAAAAACCUGAGAAAAGGGAACAACUGCCAAUUAGAAGGGAAAAUAUUGUGGAAGAUUUGCAAGAACAAAUUGCCAAACUAACUGUACUUCUGGAACAAGAGACAACUGAACAUCAGAAGACACAUAGACGACUAACUCAGGAAUUGGAAGACAAAGUUACAGAAUUACUACAUAAUAAUGAAGAGGAAAUAAGGAAUCUUCAGAUGAAGUACGCUGAAGAACUUCUUGCGCUUCAACAGCAACACAAUACUGAACUACAAGAAGAGAAGGACAAGGCUGAAAAGAAGUUUGACAAAUUGCAAAAGGAGAACGUCCUGCUGCAGAGUUCCUUUAGAACAUACCAGGAAAGUCUGUCGGAGGAGAUGAAUGCAGAAUGGCUCCUGAAGGAGGCACAAUGGAAAGAAACGUUUGAAAAUGAGAAACUGAAGGAGUUGACAAAGCAAAAGCUGUCUCUGAUGAAUGCGUUUGAAGAACAGAAAAGUGAAUUGAGGAAGAGAGCUCAGGAAGAUGCAUCUAUGGUUCAACAGAGCUAUGAGAAGAAAAUGGAGGAAACCUGGAAAAAGUACAAAGAAACCUUGCAGGAAUCAAAGAGACAGGAAGUGUUAAAAAUGCUUCUGGAGGGCGAAUUAGCUGAAAAAAAGGAGACUAUUAUCACACUAAACGCAGAGAUACAACAAGCACGCUCGCAGAUCGGGAAGAUGAAAAGUCAAUUAGAUGACCUGAGAAGGUCCUUUGACGAUAAAGUAAACAAAGUUGAGGCGAAAUAUAACCACAGAAUCCAUACUUUAUUGAACGAAAAUGCAGAUUUAAGGAGGAAACUUAUCGCAAAGAAUGAACAACUAUUCAGUGAAAGAAUUCAAUAAACCUGCUGAGAGUCAAAGAAUGAAAGCUAUAUUGCAACCAUAACAUUAAAAUCAGACUGUCUGAAGAAACAAUAUGCUGGGGCUCAAAUGACAACAAACUGUAUAUUUAAAAAUCUACAUCUUUUUUUUAGUUGUUUUUUAUUUAUUUUUAAUUCAGAAGGGUUUUUUAAAUCAUUCUUCUUAUGGUUUCUACCGACAAGGAAAUCUGUCUUAGAGUAAUUCACCAAAGUGUGAAUUGUAGGAAUUCAAAGUGACAUAAAACAGAAUUUCAUAUGUUAGGCCAUAACAAUCAGACAGAAAAUAUAGCAAAGAAUGUUUAAAGUUGUGCUAAUUUGGCCUAAAACGUGAAAUUUGUUAUUCCGUAAACUCCAGAUUUUAGCAAAUUAAAUCAAAGUGGCACAUUUAAGACUAAAAUCCGUGUUUAUGCAUUAUGGCGUUAAGUAUUUAUGAGGGAACAUCCCUAUUUUGGCCCCA
Pelobates fuscus (common spadefoot toad) is the source of this 1975-nucleotide messenger RNA. RefSeq names its product flagellum associated containing coiled-coil domains 1 (gene FLACC1). The transcript is spliced from 17 exons. The coding region runs from base 197 to 1501 and encodes 434 amino acids. Lineage: Eukaryota; Metazoa; Chordata; Amphibia; Anura; Pelobatidae. The record is from RefSeq and is a predicted model, not a curated record. Gene Ontology annotation, cellular component: cytoplasm.